CAGCUAGCUCUCUUUUUUCUCAUGUAAAAAAAACUUAAGAAAAACAAGUCACCAAGAUCCAUUUCUAUCUUGAACCCGGUCCCCCUACAUCACCCCCUCUAAUUCAGCUCUCUGGAUUUAUUUUUGUACCAAACCCGGAUUUUAGCUCACGUCAUUCAUAAUUAAUCACUCACCCAAAAACAAAAGCUAAAUUAAUUACAUCUGUGCCAUUCCCUCCCAAUGUUCUUUCCGAGGUUUCUCGGGUUGAUUUGUCUUCUGGGUUUUGCUUCUGGAGCAGCCCUUCUGCCUCCUGAUGAAGUGAUAUCUUUGCAGGUGGUGGCGAAGAGUUUGGGGAAGACGGAUUGGAAUUUCAGUGUGGAUCCAUGUAGCGGGUUAUCGGGUUGGGUUAUCCUUAACCCGGCCAUUAAAGAAUUUGAGAAUACACUUACUUGUGACUGUACCUUUGACAAUAACACCGUAUGCCAUGUUAUUAGCAUAAUUCUAAAAGCCCAGAACCUGCAAGGUACAGUCCCGCGAGAGCUCGUCCGACUCCCUUUCCUUAAAGAGAUUGAUCUCACCCGAAAUUAUCUCAACGGCACCAUCCCUCCAGAAUGGGGUUCCAUGAAUCUCGUAAACAUUUCUCUCCUCGGGAACCGUGUGACGGGCCCAAUACCGAAAGCACUUGCCAACAUCAGUACACUUGCAAAUCUGACCAUCGAGUACAAUCAGUUAACUGGACCAAUCCCUCCAGAGUUCGGGGAUCUUCCUCAACUAGAGAGAUUACUAGUUACCUCAAACAACUUAACCGGGGAGUUACCCGCAAAUCUAGCAAAACUUACCACGUUGAGAGAUUUUCGCAUUAGUGACAACAGCUUCAGUGGAAGCAUACCAAAUUUCAUCCAAAACUGGACAAAUAUCGAAAAAUUGGCGAUUCAGGCCAGUGGUCUGACUGGGCCAAUUCCUUCCGGUAUUGCUUCCCUAACCAAAUUGACCGACUUGAGAAUCAGUGACUUGAGCGGAAAUGUAUCAACUUUUCCAGAUCUUAGUAACAUAAAAAAGCUGAAGACACUGAUAUUGAGGAGUUGCAAUAUCAUCGGGGAGUUGCCAAGUUAUCUUGGAGGAAUGAAAACGUUGAAAGUCUUAGACCUGAGUUUCAACAAAUUAAGUGGACCGAUUCCCGACACCUAUAUUGAUCUAGCAAACACGGAUUACAUCUAUCUAACUGGGAACUCCCUAAGUGGGCCGCUGCCAGAAUGGAUGAUGAAAGACGGCGACAGAAUUGACGUAUCUUACAACAACUUAACAUCUGAAAGUUCCGCCUCAAGUUGUCAGCCACGCAACUUGAACUUGUUUGCAAGCUCCAAAGGAAAUACGUCGGGUGUUGUUUCCUGCUUAAGAACCACAUGCCAGCGAAUGUAUUACUCUCUCCAUAUUAACUGUGGUGGAAGACAAGUAGAUGAUGAUAAAGGAUCUAAAUACGAAGAUGAUGGAUAUUCUGGCGGGCCUUCAAAUUUCUUUGCAAGUAAGACAAACUGGGGAGUUAGCAGCACGGGCCACUUUUUGGAUGAUGCCCGCCCUACGGACUCGUACAUCUGGGCAAACAGCUCAAGCAUCUCAGGGCCGAAUUCCCAGUUGUACAUGGAUGCACGCCUUUGCCCACUCUCGUUGACUUAUUAUGGAUUUUGUUUGAUAAAUGGGAACUACACAGUGAACCUUCACUUUGCAGAAAUCAUGUUUACUGAUGACAGAACCUACAGUAGCAUCGGGAGGCGUCUGUUUGAUGUGUUCAUUCAGGGAAAGCUGGUGCUGAAGGAUUUUAACAUCGAGAAUGAAGCAGGUGGAGUUAACAAGGGAAUCAUAAAAAACUUCACUGCAGUUGUUGCUGAUAAUACUUUGGAUAUCCGCUUCUAUUGGGCUGGGAAAGGGACAAAUGGUAUUCCUGUUAGAGGCGUAUACGGUCCUCUCAUUUCAGCCAUAUCUGUCGAUCCCAAUUUUACGCCACCAGCAGAACCAUCAGAAAAUGGAAGCAGCAUUUCUGCAGGGGCUAUAGUUGGUAUCGUUGCAGCAGUUCUUUUCACAGUCUUUCUGGUUCUGGGUAUUCUUUGGUGGAAGGGCUGUCUGAGACCUAGAGACACACUUGAACACGAACUAAGGGGUGUAGACCUUCACACUGGGUCAUUUACGCUAAGGGAAAUUAAAGCUGCCACAAACAAUUUUGAUCUUGCUAAUAAGAUUGGAGAAGGUGGUUUCGGUCCUGUAUUCAAGGGUGUCCUAUCAGAUGGUACUGUCAUCGCCGUAAAACAGCUUUCUGCCAAAUCAAAACAAGGGAACCGUGAGUUUGUCAAUGAAAUUGGCAUGAUUUCUGCUCUACAACACCCUCAUCUUGUUAAGCUGCAUGGAUGUUGCAUUGAAGGCAACCAGUUGUUGCUUGUGUAUGAGUACUUGGAAAAUAAUAGCCUUGCUCGUGCAUUAUUUGGUAAAGAAGAACACCAAAUUCAUUUGGAUUGGCCGACAAGACACAAGAUCUGCAUUGGUAUAGCCAGAGGCUUGGCUUAUCUGCAUGAAGAAUCGAGACUUAAAAUUGUGCAUCGUGAUAUCAAGGCUACAAAUGUGCUUCUUGAUAAAGAUCUUAUGGCUAAGAUUUCUGAUUUUGGACUAGCCAAGCUCGAUGAAGAGGAUAACACCCAUAUAAGCACCCGCAUUGCUGGAACUUAUGGAUAUAUGGCGCCUGAAUAUGCGAUGCGAGGCCAUUUGACAGACAAAGCAGAUGUAUACAGCUUUGGGGUCGUUCUUUUAGAAGUUAUAAGUGGAAGAAGCAACUCUAGCAGCAGGAGCCGGGAUGACACCUUCUAUCUUCUUGACUGGGCAAAUUCGUUGAAGGAGACGGGAAAAUUGAUGGAUCUAGUGGACCCAAGAUUGGAAUCUAAGUUCAAGAAAAAAGAGGUUUUGUCGGCCAUAAACGUUGCUCUCCAUUGCACGAAUGUUGUAGCCACAGAUAGGCCGAGUAUGUCGGCAGUGGUAAGCAUUCUAGAGGGCAAAACUGUUGUCGGAGAGUUCUUUUCAGACACAAGUACUGUCUCGAACGACAGGACAAAUUCGAAGGAAACAGCUAAUGAAGAUGGUCAGGGGCAGAGCAUAUCUAUGGAUGUUCCAUGGACUGGUUCUUCAGCAUCCACUGCAGGUGAUCUCUAUCCUAUCGCUGCCGAUACUGAUUACUGGGAGAAGAGAGAUGUGUGAAGACACACGACUUCCUAGAUAUUAUUUUUUAUUUCUCUAAGAUUGUGUGUACAUUUUGUGUUUUUGGUUUUUUUUCGAUCCUCAAGAGAAAGCAAUGUUGAUGAACUUGUCUGAAAAUGUUAUAAAAGUUUUUUUCGUAUUUCCUGUAAUUCGUUGUAAAAAGUUAUUAUUUCACUCUGACAUUUUUUUUGUAUGAUGUUUAAAGAGCUUGAGAAGAUGAACUGUUCUUGAGGUGAUGUUAGAUC
Messenger RNA from Erythranthe guttata (spotted monkey flower), 3461 nucleotides. NCBI's taxonomy places the organism in Eukaryota, Viridiplantae, Streptophyta, Magnoliopsida, Lamiales, Phrymaceae. The record is from RefSeq and is a predicted model, not a curated record.